Amorphotheca resinae ATCC 22711 is the source of this 2361-nucleotide messenger RNA. Its product is annotated as glycoside hydrolase family 55 protein. The coding region runs from base 1 to 2361 and encodes 786 amino acids. Gene Ontology annotation, molecular function: polygalacturonase activity. The record is from RefSeq and is a predicted model, not a curated record. The transcript has 5 exons. Lineage: Eukaryota; Fungi; Ascomycota; Leotiomycetes; Helotiales; Amorphothecaceae.
AUGGCUACCUUUUCGAUCUUUGCGCUUUUCGUGGCUCUACGCCUCUUCCUCCUCGUCUCUUCCGCUCCGACUCCCCCCUCUGUGGGUGUUGGCAUCUCUAUUGGCGCCGCUGAUUCCACCUACUGGCUCGCAUCUAUUGAGCGCCAAGGCACUGUUGCUUUCGGUGCAUCGGACUACAAGGUCUUUCGAAAUGUGAAGGACUAUGGCGCUGCUGGCGAUGGAACCACCGAUGACACUGACGCAAUCAACUCUGCUAUUACUGACGGCGCGCGAUGUGGUCAAGGCUGCGAUUCAUCGACUGUCACACCAGCUAUAAUCUACUUCCCUCCCGGAACUUAUUCGAUCUCGGCUCCUCUGAUCCAAUACUAUUACACUCAGUUCAUUGGCGAUGCCGUGUCUCUUCCUACAAUUAAGGCUACACCUGGUUUCACAGGCAUGGCACUGAUAGACUCGGACCCAUACACUUCUACUGGAGCGAACUGGUAUACCAACCAGAACAACUUCUUCCGCCAAAUUCGGAACUUCAUUAUUGACACUACCGCUAUGCCCGUGACUUCUGGGGCUGGCAUUCAUUGGCAAGUUGCACAAGCUACUUCCCUUCAAAACAUCGUAUUCAAUAUGAGAACCGACGGAGGAACUUCAAACGCCCAACAGGGUAUCUUUAUGGACAAUGGCUCUGGUGGGUUCAUGACCGAUUUGACCUUCAAUGGCGGCAAAUAUGGAGCCUUCUUCGGAAACCAGCAAUUUACUACUCGCAACCUCACGUUCAACAAGUGCCAAACUGCGGUAUAUAUGAACUGGAACUGGGCAUGGACCCUUUCUGGACUCACAAUCAACAACUGCAACAUUGGUGUCGACAUGUCCAAUGGAGGCACAUCAGGCCAAACCGUCGGCUCUGUUCUUCUUGUUGACAGCACAAUCUCCAACACCCCUAUUGGUGUUUCUACCGCCUACUCGACAAACGAGGGAGCUACCAACGGCACACUAAUCAUUGACAACGUGGAUAUGUCAGAAAACGUACCUGUUGCAGUAUCUGAAGCAUCGACGAACUCUACCAUCCUCGCCGGAAAUGCUAAGAUUGCCUCAUGGGCUCAAGGCCGUCAGUACGAUGGUACGAAUUCUGGCACCGCUGUCCAAAAGCCCCAGACUGCUCCCAAGAAACCUGCCGCUCUCUUGGAUUCCUCUGGCAACGUUUUUACACGCUCAAAGCCCCAGUAUGAGACGGAGCCGGUUUCGGCAUUCUUGAGCGUGAAAUCUGCUGGUGCGAAAGGGGACGGUGUCACAGACGAUACCGCUGCCAUUCAGGCCUUAUUCAACAAAGCCAGCUCAUCUGACAUUGUUUACUUUGAUCAUGGUGCCUAUGUCGUCACAAGCACAAUCAAGGUUCCCAAGAACAUCAGAAUCACCGGCGAAAUCUGGCCUAUAAUUAUGGCUGGAGGGACUGCGUUCCAGGACCAAAGUAACCCAACACCGGUUUUCCAAGUAGGCCAGCCUGGCGAUACUGGAUCCGUCGAGAUAUCCGAUCUGAUCUUCGAGACUCUUGGGCCACAACCAGGCGCCAUUAUGGUCGAAUGGAAUGUUGCUGAAGCCUCCCAAGGCUCCGUAGGCAUGUGGGACGUUCACAUGCGUAUCGGAGGCUCAGCAGGUACGAAACUCCAGUCAGACACAUGUGCAAAGAACCCGAAUGUCACAGCCGCUGCCAACCCUGACUGCGAGGGAGCGUUCCUCCUCUUACAUGUUACAUCAAAGGCCUCAAUCUACCUUGAGAACAACUGGUUCUGGGUCGCUGACCAUGAGCUUGAUCUCUCAGAUCAUUCCCAGAUCAAUAUCUUCAAUGGUCGUGGUGUGUUGAUCGGAUCUGACGAAGGACCGGUUUGGAUGUACGGGACAAGUUCUGAGCAUUCCGUUUUGUACAACUACCAGGUUGCGAACGCUUCGAAUGUUUACAUGGCUCUCAUUCAAACCGAGACGCCCUACUUCCAAAGCAACCCAGAUGCCUCAUCGCCAUUCACUUCCAAUAGUGCUUACUCCGAUCCCGUCUUCUCCGGCACUCCAAGUGCUAACAAGGCUUGGGGUCUCCGCAUUGUUGAUUCGGAGGACGUGUUCAUCUUCGGUGCUGGCUUGUACAGUUUCUUUGACAACUACUCCCAAACUUGUCUAGAUACUGAGAGUUGCCAAGAGAACAUGGUGUCACUCGAGAACUCCGGCAACAUUCAUUUGUAUGGCUUGUCCACGAAAGCUUCAACCAACAUGGUUACCGUCGAUGGUUCGAGCGCCGCACUCGAUAGCGACAACCGCAACACUUUCUGUGCCACCAUUUCUAUUUUCGAGCUGGCAGACAGUACUGGCACUAAGUGUUAA